AUUUGAGCGUUUGUCUAAAUUUGUUGUGUAAAAAUGUUGGAUAUAAGUAAAUUAUUCUCAGUGCCGUCCGAAACUGAAGCCUAUAGGGCAAACAGUCGCCUGAAUCAUGUGUUUCAAAUGAUAUCGUUGAAGCGAGAGUGCUCGAUAAAUGAUCUUUGGGAGUUGAUAGCACAUGAGACGGUCUCGACGCGCUACGAUAAUCGCGAGGAGCUGCAGCGUGCCAUAGAUUGGCUGCUAAAGCGACUGGUGGCUUUGAAUCUUGUGGCAUUUAGUGAGCAUAUGGGAUCGCAAAUGCUGCCGGAUAGUUGGCAAGUGGUGCGCAUGCCCAAGAUGAUUAUAGCGCUGACCAAACAGGAUAAUGAUAAACCAACGAUAUUGGUGUAUGGCAAUCUGGAUGUGGAGGAGGCGCUGCCUGGCGAUGGUUGGCGCACCGAGCCGUUUGUAAUGAGCGAAAAGGGCGGCUAUAUGUAUGGCAGGGGCGUGGCAUUUGAUAAGGGACCGCUACUCUGUUGGCUAAAUGCGGUGCAAGCUUAUCGCAAAUGCGAUGUGCAAUUGCCCAUUAAUUUGGUCUUUGUGGUGGAGAGCAUGGCGCAUAGUGGCAGCUUGGGAUUGGAGACGGUGCUGCAGCAACGCAUUAGCUUCUUUCGUCGUGUCGACUGCGUCGUUAUGGCCAACAGACGCUGGCAGAGCAAUCUGACUCCGGCUGCUAUUUACGGCGGCCGUGGCUUGGUCUACUAUCAGCUCGAGGUGGAGUGCGCCAAUCGCAGCUUAAGCAGCUGCGAACACGCUGGCAGUUUAUACGAAGCUUUGCCGGAUUUGAUUUAUCUGCUUAGCAAUUUGAUGGACACGGAGCUGCAUUUGCUCUUCAAUACCAAAGCAGUGGCAAGCGUCGCAAACAUGAGCCAAACCAGAAAUGUGGAGUUUAAAUAUCGCGAGCUGGGCGCCAAUAUUGAAGCGCCUGCUCUGCCAUAUGCGACGCAGCUGCAACAGGCGCUAAUCUGCAAUUGGUUUGAGCCUCAUCUGUCCAUUCAUGGCAUUGAGGGCUGCAGCGUUGAGUCCGAUGCGCGCUUUAUAAUUCCACACAAGGUAAUUGGCAAGUUCUCCAUUUCGCUGGCGCCCAAUCAAAUUGCCGAGGAAGUCACCAAUAUAUUGCAACAUCAUUUGGGCACCGUUUGGGCGCUGCGUGAUUCGCCCAAUCACAUGCAGCUGUGCGAAAUCAUCAGCAUUCCGCCCUGGACUGCAAACCCUCAAACGCCCGAAUAUGACGCCGCUCUCAGUGCCAUGGAGCAUACGUAUAAAAUGACUCCCAAUCUAGUGCGAGAUGGCGCUGCGCUCUUGGCGCCUUCGAUCUUCCAGCGUUGUCUGCAGAAGAAUGUGCUGGUCCUGCCCAUUGCCCAGCAUGAUUAUGGUGGCACUCCUGUGGAUGAGCGUCUCAGUAUAAAGAACUAUAUUGAUGGGCAGUCAACUCAUCGCUGCUUUUCAUGUGGGAAUACGCCGAGCAGAUGCAGAAAACUGCAGCGGAUCCCAUAAAGAAGCAAGUCCGUAUCAAGCGCGAAACGCUGGAGCAUUAAUGUGGCAUAGUCAAAGUAGAAGCAGCAGCGCUACAGAAAUCUCUAGUGAUAUUGAAUUACGCUCUUCCGCUUCAAUGUCACAAGAGAUUUCUGUGGCAUUCCUCUUCAAAAUAAACAAAAUAAAAGAUUUUUGUACUAGA
This is a messenger RNA of Drosophila busckii, 1711 nucleotides long. RefSeq names its product cytosolic non-specific dipeptidase-like. Lineage: Eukaryota; Metazoa; Arthropoda; Insecta; Diptera; Drosophilidae. Gene Ontology annotation, biological process: proteolysis. The record is from RefSeq and is a predicted model, not a curated record. Gene Ontology annotation, molecular function: peptidase activity.